Molecule: messenger RNA, 2070 nt
Organism: Cotesia congregata
Lineage: Eukaryota; Metazoa; Arthropoda; Insecta; Hymenoptera; Braconidae
Source: the annotation of a GenBank genome assembly
AUGUUUUUACAGUUAACUGCUAGUCUUAUAUCGAAUCGUCCGGAACACAGUAUGAAGGAGAUGCUUGGCGGGUGCUGUGUAUGUUCUGACGAGAGGGGAUGGACGGAAAAUCCGCUUGUCUAUUGUGAUGGUCAAGGCUGUACUGUUGCUGUUCACCAAGCGUGUUAUGGAAUUGUAACAGUACCAACUGGACCAUGGUAUUGUCGAAAAUGCGAAUCUCAAGAGCGUAGUGCACGUGUUCGUUGUGAAUUAUGUCCAAGUCGAGAUGGAGCACUUAAGAGAACAGAUCAAGCUGGUUGGGCUCAUGUUGUCUGUGCACUUUACAUCCCAGAAGUUAGAUUUGGUAAUGUUACAACAAUGGAGCCAAUUAUUCUUCAACUUAUUCCAUCAGAAAGGUUUAAUAAGAUAUGCUACAUUUGUGAAGAACAAGCUAGAGGUAGCAGAGCUACAGUCGGAGCAUGCAUGCAAUGCAAUAAAACUGGUUGUAAACAACAAUUUCAUGUCACGUGCGCUCAGGCGUUAGGCUUACUUUGUGAAGAAGCUGGAAAUUAUCUCGACAAUGUCAAGUAUUGUGGAUAUUGUCAACAUCAUUAUUCAAAAUUGAAAAAGGGUGGAAACGUUAAAACUAUUCCUCCUUAUAAACCAAUUCCAGCAGAUAACGGGUCUUCUGAUUCUUCUCCAGAAAAAGAAAUAGAUUUACCUUCAAAAACCUCUACAACAGUAAAACGUAAAAGCUCCAACCUUAAGUCAUCGACAACAUUAAAUUUAAAAAAUAAGUUAAAUACUAGUCCAAGUUUAGAUGUUGAUGGAGUUAUAGAUGAAAAAAAUGGCAGUGAUCGCAAUAUUCCAAAAGAUGCUACGUCGUCAUCAACUCCAGGUUCUAGUAAAUUUACGACUUCGAAUUUUGUAGAAACAGUUGUUACUCAAUCAGAGAGUGUAUUUGGUCACGAAAACAGUAGCAGUAGUACCAUUUCUUCUGAUUUAGUUUCUACAGGUGGUGUUAAACCUGGAACAAAUAUUAAUUUCACACAUAAAAAUAAUAAUCAUCCUAAAUCAAGUUCAUCAAUCAACAAAUUAAAUUAUUCAAGUAAAAAGCGUAAAACUGGUACGCAUACACCAACGGCUAUAGGUAGUGAAAAUUCUAAUAAUUCUGUUAGUUCUGAGGCUAGUGGAUCAGUUGUUACAGUCAGCUCUAUUAUUCAGUCAAUAGCAAGUAAUUCAGUCCAACCGACAGUUACUGAAGCAACAAGUCUUAGUACUGUAUCUGAAUUAGAAAAAUUGAAACUAACAUCUGAUAAUUCCUUAAAUUCAAACACAUCAAAUAUUUCUACAACAAAUGUAUCAACCACGACACCAGUGAUAAUAUCGUCGCCAUCGACUCAAACACAUACUACUACUACUGCAACUAGCAUCGUCGUAUCAGUGCCACUUACUGCUACUUCUCUUCCAAAUUUUGCACAGACCGUGGUAACCAGCGCUCCUACUCUUUAUCAACAACUUCAACAGAGUAUGUCUACAAUUGCAGUUACAAAUAAUGAUCAGUCGGACUCUGUUACUUACCCAGAUCACGAUCCACCAGAAGAUUCACCAGCUAAAAAAUUACGAUUGCAGUCAACAGAUAAACAAGAAAAAGUUCGGAAAACUAAGCGGGGAUCUACUUUAAAUAAUCCAUCAUUGUCUAUUCCUCCUGUGCCAGUAUCAUCGAUUUCUUCAUCAACCUCCAGUACUACUAUCAGUAUUGUUAAAACGUCUAAGCGUAAUCUAGCGCGAAAUAAUUCUCAGACACAAUCAUUAUCAGUUGCUCCAAUAUCGUCUAUAAUUCAAGGAACUACUACAGCCACUGGAAAUUUUAGUAGUAUUACAUCUGCUACUGGAAGUACUAUGAGAUCUGUAGUUAAGGAUUCUCCACCAAGCAGCCCAAGUUCAGAAAGUAUGAGCAGUACUGGGCCAGGAAGAAGGAAAAAAAAGAGCGUAGAAGAUCACGAUUCUAUUACUCCGUUAUCAUCUAUAAAUAUGACACCCACACCUUUAGCUAGUAACACAAAAGAAGAAAAGGAAGUGAAACUGUAA